Molecule: messenger RNA, 634 nt
Organism: Dromiciops gliroides (monito del monte)
Lineage: Eukaryota; Metazoa; Chordata; Mammalia; Microbiotheria; Microbiotheriidae
Gene: SRP19
Product: signal recognition particle 19
Exons: 5
Coding region: 162-593 (143 amino acids)
Biological process (GO): SRP-dependent cotranslational protein targeting to membrane; SRP-dependent cotranslational protein targeting to membrane, signal sequence recognition
Cellular component (GO): signal recognition particle, endoplasmic reticulum targeting
Molecular function (GO): 7S RNA binding
Source: RefSeq, a predicted model, not a curated record
CGACAGCUACCGGAACGAACAGGCCGAAGGAGAUGGCGGAAAUUGCGACUAUGUGGUAGGCGGGAUUUCUCUUGGAAGGGACAACUGUGAGCCCACCAUCGGCUCUGGGUAACCGUGAUUUUCUCGCCACCUGGACUCUAAGAACGUGAGUCCCUCGGGAGAUGGCGUACGCCGAUCGGUCUCCGGCGGACAAGGACAGGUUCAUCUGCAUUUAUCCUGCAUAUUUAAAUAACAAGAAGACAAUUGCAGAGGGAAGGCGGAUCCCAAUUGACAAAGCUGUUGAGAAUCCUACAGCUACAGAGAUCCAAGAUGUAUGCCUUGCAGUUGGACUUAAUGUGCACAUUGAGAAAAAUAAAAUGUACUCCAGAGAGUGGAACCGUGAUUUACAAUAUAGGGGCAGAGUACGGGUUCAGCUAAAACAGGAAGAUGGCAGCUUAUGUCUUGUACAGUUCCCGUCACGUAAGUCAGUAAUGUUGUAUGCAGCUGAAAUGAUACCCAAACUAAAAACAAGGACACAAAAAACAGGAGGUGGUGACCAAAGUCUUCAACAAGGAGAGGGAGGUAAAAAAGGAAAAGGGAAAAAGAAGAAGUGAGCCAGUAUCACCUGAUUGCUGAAUAUGUCAGUCCUACAAAA